AAAAUUUAUCGUUUAGAGUCGCGUCGAGUUAAGAAAAAUUUUUUUUUGUCUCUUUAAUCCCUAUACUUCUUAGUGUGUUAAACAAGGAUGGAUUUUAAUGUCAUAAAUAACACUUCUUCCAUCAGACUUUAACCUCUUCUCUGCGAGAUGUGAUCGUGUAUAAGAAAAACUUUAAGAAAAGUUAACCCAAAUAAUUAAGAAAAUGUCUAGUCGUAAUCCUACGACGUUAAUGAGCAUCCCAAAUGAGGAAAGUUUUGAUUUUCUCUUUAAAAUAGUUUUAAUUGGGGAUUGUGGAACAGGAAAAACUUGUGUAGUGCAAAGAUUUAAAAACGGUACUUUCAUUGAACGCCAUGGAAAUACAAUAGGAGUGGACUUUUCCAUGAAAACUGUCGUCGUCGAUGGAAAAAAAGUUAAAUUACAGAUUUGGGAUACAGCAGGUCAAGAACGUUUUCGAACGAUAACACAAAGUUAUUACAGAUCAGCAAAUGGGGUAAUCAUUGUUUAUGAUAUUACUAAAAGAUCUUCGUUUUUAUCGGUGGGAAAAUGGGUUGAGGAGGUUAGAAGGUAUUCGGGGAGCUCUGUUUUAGUGGCUUUAGUUGGAAAUAAAGCCGAUUUAGAAACCUUAAGGGAGGUGGAAUUUGAAGAAGCUGAAGCUAUGUGUCAGUAUAUGCCUGAAGUACUUUUUGUCUUGGAAGCUAGUGCUAAAGAAAAUUCAAACAUCGAGGAGGCAUUUUUGUGCCUUGCCACAGAAUUAAAAAGACGACAUGAUAGUGGUUAUUUAGGAAAUGAUGAUGAAGAAACGGUGAAAUUAGGUGAUAGUAGCACGGUAUCAAAGUGUAGCGCCUGUAAUAGGGGUAAUCUAUUUUGAUGUUUGUACAGUUAUAAGUGUGCCUUAGGGUUUUGAUUGGUUUUUACUUCAAAAAAAUUAUUAAAGCAAUUCAAAAAUG
Onthophagus taurus is the source of this 947-nucleotide messenger RNA. RefSeq names its product RAS oncogene family member Rab19 (gene Rab19). The record is from RefSeq and is a predicted model, not a curated record. NCBI's taxonomy places the organism in Eukaryota, Metazoa, Arthropoda, Insecta, Coleoptera, Scarabaeidae. Gene Ontology annotation, molecular function: GTP binding; GTPase activity.